Megalops cyprinoides (Indo-Pacific tarpon) is the source of this 383-nucleotide messenger RNA. RefSeq names its product 60S ribosomal protein L29-like. Gene Ontology annotation, cellular component: ribosome; cytosolic large ribosomal subunit. Lineage: Eukaryota; Metazoa; Chordata; Actinopteri; Elopiformes; Megalopidae. Gene Ontology annotation, molecular function: structural constituent of ribosome. Gene Ontology annotation, biological process: cytoplasmic translation. The transcript is spliced from 6 exons. The coding region runs from base 64 to 246 and encodes 60 amino acids. The record is from RefSeq and is a predicted model, not a curated record.
CCCCGCUACAGUUCCGUCUCUUCCGGUUGUGACUCUUUGCGCCAAGAAGCAAAGUUAAUCAAAAUGGCAAAGUCGAAGAACCAUACAACCCACAACCAGUCGCGCAAAGCGCACAGGAACGGGAUAAAGAAGCCCAGGUCUCACCGCUACGAGUCUCUGAAAGGCGUGGACCCAAAGUUCUUGAGGAAUAUGCGCUUUGCCAAGAAACACAACAGGAAAGGCAUGAAGACGGCCGUGGCAAAGUAAACUCCCAAACAAACAGCCGGAGUCUCCCAGAACUGCCUCAUUUCCCCCUCAUUUCCCUCUCCCCUGUGGACUGUGUCACCAUCUCACCCAUGUUCUGCACCUGAAUAAAGCCAUGAUCUGUGUCACCAUCUCACUCA